Aedes aegypti (yellow fever mosquito) is the source of this 1235-nucleotide messenger RNA. RefSeq names its product exopolyphosphatase PRUNE1 (gene pn). NCBI's taxonomy places the organism in Eukaryota, Metazoa, Arthropoda, Insecta, Diptera, Culicidae. The record is from RefSeq and is a predicted model, not a curated record. Gene Ontology annotation, molecular function: exopolyphosphatase activity. Gene Ontology annotation, cellular component: cytoplasm. The coding region runs from base 96 to 1226 and encodes 376 amino acids. The transcript has 4 exons.
UUGGCUCCGACCGAUUCGCCAGCUGUUAUCGAGUGCACAUAUUUUUCUGUAGUAUUUAUAGGUAUUUAAUAAAUUAAUUAACUUCAAAAUUCAAAAUGAAUAACUUCAUUAAACAGUGCAAAACUUCUCUUAAGCUUCCUCGGAUUGUUGUCCUCGGUAACGAAAGCUGCGAUUUGGAUUCGGCAGUUUGCAGCAUCGCGUUGGCUUUCCAUCUUUCCCGGACAUCCGCCGGGGACUUUCUCCGGUCAACGGUCAAAGGUUCCGAUUGUGUCGUGCCGGUUUUGAACGUAGCGCGGGAAGAUCUGCCCCUGAAGACCGAAGUCGUCUACUAUCUGCAGGAGAAUCGAAUCGAGUUGACCGAUUUGAUAUGCCGGGACGAAAUCGACCUGCCGGAGAAUGUGGGAGGGGACACUUCCUAUGUGCUGGUGGAUCAUCAUCUUUCCAGGUAUCGGGCGAAUGUGGUCGGCGUGGUGGACCACAGGCCUUUCGAUCAAAGUUCGAUGUUGAAUUAUGACAUUUUUAAGUGCAUAGAACAAGUUGGUUCCUGUGCCAGUUUGGUAUCGAAGAUCGUUAGAGAUUCGGGUGCCUUGCAGGAGAAGUCCAACGAAACUGUCGAUCUGCUCAAGUUCCUGUACGGUCCAAUUGUUUUAGAUACGGUAAACUUCUCCAAGGAUGCAGACAAAGCUCGCCCAUUAGAUCACGAAAUGGCAGAAGCAAUAGAACAGUAUAUCUGCAUCGAAAAAAAGGAACAAACUCGACAAGCUCUGUUCGAUACAUUGGUUGCGAAGCGUAGCGAUGUAUCCAGUCUCAACUCUCUGCAGAUUUUGUCCAAAGAUUUGAAAAUUGCGUCGAGGGGAGGGCGAAUCGUUGCCAUACCUGGAUAUCCCAUUUUGGUGCAAGAAUACGUCAAACUUGAAAAUGCUGCCGAAAAUCUGCAAGCUUUUGCCCAGAAGACAGCUUGCAAUGUAGUUGUGCUCAUGGGUAUGAAGGUUAACUCUGAAGAUGGAAGCGUGAGGAGAGAUUUGGGAAUAAUCAACAUCACUGAUUUCAGUCUGCAACAACAGAUUGUUUCUGCGAUAACUUCCAGUAUGGUGCCUGACUUCAAUGUCAAAAAACUUGAAACCAUCAGUUUUCUAGACGGAAGCUUUUAUGAACAGAAUAAUAUUAAAGCUUCUAGGAAGCAGCUACUCCCUCUAGUCAAUGGUGUACUCGAUAAUAAAUGUUGAUUUAAUGUU